Molecule: messenger RNA, 1659 nt
Organism: Vicia faba (fava bean)
Lineage: Eukaryota; Viridiplantae; Streptophyta; Magnoliopsida; Fabales; Fabaceae
Source: the annotation of a GenBank genome assembly
AUGACUAUUCAUCUAUUGUAUUUUCAUGAAAUACAAGAAAACAUAUUUAUGGAAAGAAAGUGGUUCAAUUCAAUGCUGUUUAAUAGGGAUUUAGAAUAUAGGUGUGGUUUAAGUAAAUCAAUAGAUAGUUUUGAUCCUAUUGAAGAUAGUUUUGAUCCUAUUGAAAAUAACGGUGUAAAUGAAGACCCAUCUAUUUUAACUGAUGACCCAUCUAUUUUAACUGAUGACCCAUCUAUUUUAACUGAUAUGGAUAAUGACAUUCAUAGUUGGAUUGAGAGUUAUCUUCGUUAUAAAAUCUGUAUUGCUAGUUACAUUUUAGAUGAUAGUGACAACUACAAUGCCAAUAUCAGUGACUUUAAUAGUUACAUUUUAGAUGAUAGUGACAACUACAAUGCCAAUAUCAGUGACUUGAAUAGUUACAUUUUAGAUGAUACAAAUGAUAGUGAUUUGUAUGAAAUAGAAAAUUCUAAUGAUACAAAUGAUAGUGAUUUUACUCCAAUAGAAUAUUCUAAUGAUACAAAUAAUAGUAAAUUUACUCCAAUACAAUAUCCUGAUGAUCCAAAAGAUACUUCUUAUACUGAAAAAUUUAAGCAUUUAUGGGUUGAAUGCGAAAGUUGCUUUGGAUUAAAUUAUAAGAAAUUUUUUAAAUCCAAAAUGAAUAUUUGCGAACACUGUGGAGAUCAUUUGAAAAUGAGCAGUUCAGAUAGAAUCGAACUUUCGAUUGAUCCAGGUACUUGGAAUCCUAUGGAUGAAGACAUGUUUUCUCUGGAUCCCAUUGAAUGGGACAAACCUUAUACGGAAGACGAACCUUCUACGGAAGACGAAUACGACUCUUCUACGGAAGACGAAUACGAAUCUUCUACGGAAGACAAACCUUCUAACGAACCUUCUACGGAAGACAAACCUUCUAACGAACCUUCUACGGAAGACAAACCUUCUAACGAACCUUCGACGGAAGACAAACCUUAUACGGAAGACGAAUCUUCUCCGGAAGACGAAUCUUCUCCGGAAGACGAACCUUCUACGGAAGACGAAUACGACUCUUCUACGGAAGACGAACCUUAUAUAGAUCGUCUUGAUUUUUAUCAAGAAAGUACAGGAUUACUGGAGGCGGUUCAAACAGGCACAGGUCAACUAAAUGGUAUUCCUGUAGCAAUAGGUAUUAUGGAUUUUCAGUUUCUGGGGGGUAGUAUGGGAUCCGUAGUGGGUGAGAAAAUAACUCGGUUGAUUGAAUAUGCUACCAAUCAACUUUUACCUCUUAUUAUAGUAUGUGCGUCCGGAGGAGCGCGUAUGCAAGAAGGAAGUUUGAGCUUAAUGCAAAUGGCUAAAAUAUCUUCUGCUUUAUAUAAUUAUCAAAUCAAUCAAAAGUUACUCUAUGUAGCGAUACUUACAUCGCCUACUACUGGUGGGGUAACAGCUAGUUUUGGGAUGUUGGGGGAUAUCAUUAUUGCCGAACCAAAAGCUUACCUUGCAUUUGCGGGUAAAAGAGUAAUUGAACAAACGUUGAAUAAGGAAGUGCCUGAAGGUUCCCAAUCGGCUGAAGUUUUUUUCGAAAAAGGCUUAUUGGAUGCAAUCGUAUCACGUGAUUCUUUAAAGGACUUUUUAAGUGAGUUAUUUGAAUUCCAUGGUUGCUUUCCUUGGAUUGAAAAUGAAAACUAA